GCUGCCAUGGCCCGCCUGGCCGCCGUGCUGUGGAGCCUCUGCGUCACCGCCGUCCUGGUCACCUCGGCCACCCAAGGCCUGAGCCGGGCUGGACUCCCAUUCGGGCUGAUGCGCCGGGAGCUGGCAUGCGAAGGCUACCCCAUCGAGCUGCGGUGCCCAGGCAGUGAUGUCAUCAUGGUGGAAAACGCCAAUUACGGACGCACAGAUGACAAGAUCUGCGACGCUGACCCUUUCCAGAUGGAGAACGUGCAGUGCUACCUGCCGGAUGCCUUCAAGAUCAUGUCGCAGAGGUGUAAUAACCGCACCCAGUGCGUGGUGGUUGCCGGCUCCGACGCCUUUCCUGACCCCUGUCCUGGGACCUACAAGUACCUGGAGGUGCAGUACGACUGUGUCCCCUACAAAGUGGAGCAGAAAGUCUUCGUGUGCCCAGGGACCCUGCAGAAGGUGCUGGAGCCCACCUCCACGCACGAGUCGGAGCACCAGUCUGGUGCAUGGUGCAAGGAUCCACUGCAGGCGGGGGACCGCAUCUACGUCAUGCCCUGGAUCCCCUACCGCACGGACACAUUGACCGAGUAUGCCUCCUGGGAGGACUACGUGGCAGCGCGCCACACCACCACCUACCGCCUGCCCAACCGCGUAGAUGGCACUGGCUUUGUGGUCUACGACGGCGCUGUCUUCUACAACAAGGAGCGCACACGCAACAUUGUCAAGUACGACCUGCGCACACGCAUCAAGAGCGGGGAGACGGUCAUCAACACUGCCAACUACCAUGACACCUCGCCCUACCGCUGGGGAGGCAAGACUGACAUCGAUCUGGCUGUGGACGAGAAUGGGCUGUGGGUCAUCUAUGCUACUGAGGGCAACAAUGGGCGGCUGGUGGUGAGCCAGCUCAACCCCUAUACACUGCGCUUCGAGGGCACGUGGGAAACAGGAUACGACAAGCGCUCAGCGUCCAACGCCUUCAUGGUGUGCGGUGUCCUCUACGUGCUGCGCUCGGUCUAUGUGGAUGACGACAGUGAGGCAGCUGGCAACCGCGUGGACUACGCCUUCAACACCAAUGCUAACCGCGAGGAGCCGGUCAGCCUGGCCUUCCCCAACCCCUACCAGUUCGUCUCCUCUGUGGACUACAACCCGCGUGACAACCAGCUCUACGUCUGGAACAACUACUUCGUGGUGCGCUACAGCCUGGAGUUUGGGCCUCCGGACCCCAGUGCGGGCCCAGCCACUUCCCCGCCCCUCAGCACGACCACCACAGUCCGGCCCACACCCCUCACCAGCACGGCCUCACCUGCAGCCACCACCCCACUCCGCCGGGCACCCCUCACCACACACCCGGUGGGUGCCAUCAACCAGCUGGGACCUGACCUGCCUCCAGCCACAGCCCCAGCCCCCAAUACCCGGCGGCCCCCAGCCCCUAAUCUGCACGUGUCUCCAGAGCUCUUCUGUGAACCGCGAGAGGUGCGGCGGGUCCAGUGGCCGGCCACCCAGCAGGGCAUGCUGGUGGAGAGGCCCUGCCCCAAGGGGACGCGAGGAAUUGCCUCCUUCCAGUGUCUACCAGCCCUGGGGCUCUGGAACCCCCGGGGCCCUGACCUCAGCAACUGCACCUCCCCCUGGGUCAACCAGGUGGCCCAGAAGAUCAAGAGCGGGGAGAAUGCAGCCAACAUUGCCAGUGAGCUGGCCCGCCACACCCGGGGCUCCAUUUAUGCGGGAGACGUGUCUUCCUCCGUGAAGCUGAUGGAACAGCUGCUGGACAUCCUGGAUGCCCAGCUGCAGGCUCUGCGGCCCAUUGAGCGCGAGUCGGCCGGCAAGAACUAUAACAAGAUGCACAAGCGGGAGAGAACCUGCAAGGACUACAUUAAGGCUGUGGUGGAGACGGUGGACAACCUGCUGCGGCCAGAGGCUCUUGAGUCCUGGAAGGACAUGAAUGCCACAGAGCAGGUGCAUACAGCCACCAUGCUCCUGGACGUACUGGAGGAGGGUGCCUUCCUGCUGGCCGACAAUGUCAGGGAGCCGGCCCGCUUUUUGGCUGCCAAACAGAAUGUGGUCCUGGAGGUCACGGUUCUGAACACAGAGGGCCAAGUGCAGGAGCUGGUGUUCCCCCAGGAGUACCCGAGCGAAAACUCCAUCCAGCUGUCAGCCAACACCAUCAAGCAGAACAGCCGCAAUGGGGUGGUCAAAGUUGUCUUCAUCCUCUACAACAACCUGGGUCUUUUCCUGUCCACUGAGAACGCCACAGUGAAGCUGGCGAGCGAAACGGGCGCGGGCAGCCCAGGGGGCACCUCCCUGGUGGUGAACUCACAGGUCAUUGCAGCCUCCAUCAAUAAGGAGUCCAGUCGUGUCUUCCUCAUGGACCCUGUCAUCUUUACUGUGGCCCACCUGGAGGCCAAGAACCACUUCAAUGCUAACUGCUCCUUCUGGAACUACUCGGAGCGCUCCAUGCUGGGCUACUGGUCGACCCAGGGCUGCCGCCUGGUGGAGUCCAACAAGACCCACACCACAUGUGCCUGCAGCCACCUCACCAACUUUGCCGUGCUCAUGGCUCACCGUGAGAUCUACCAGGGCCGCAUCAACGAGCUGCUGCUGUCAGUCAUCACCUGGGUAGGCAUCGUGAUCUCCCUGGUCUGCUUGGCCAUCUGCAUCUCCACCUUCUGCUUCCUGCGGGGACUGCAGACUGACCGCAAUACCAUCCACAAGAACCUGUGCAUCAACCUCUUCCUGGCUGAGCUGCUCUUCCUGGUUGGCAUAGACAAGACUCAGUAUGAGAUUGCCUGCCCCAUCUUCGCUGGCCUGCUGCACUACUUUUUCCUGGCUGCCUUUUCCUGGCUGUGCCUGGAGGGUGUGCACCUCUAUCUGCUGCUGGUAGAGGUGUUUGAGAGCGAGUACUCCCGCACCAAGUACUACUACCUAGGUGGCUACUGCUUCCCAGCCCUGGUGGUAGGCAUCGCGGCUGCCAUUGACUACCGCAGCUAUGGCACCGAGAAGGCUUGCUGGCUCCGAGUGGAUAAUUAUUUCAUCUGGAGCUUCAUUGGGCCCGUCUCCUUUGUUAUUGUGGUGAACCUGGUGUUCCUCAUGGUGACCCUGCACAAGAUGAUCCGGAGCUCAUCUGUGCUCAAGCCGGACUCGAGUCGCCUGGACAACAUUAAAUCCUGGGCCCUAGGGGCCAUCGCGCUGCUCUUCCUGCUGGGCCUCACCUGGGCUUUCGGCCUCCUCUUCAUCAAUAAGGAGUCGGUAGUCAUGGCCUAUCUCUUUACCACCUUCAACGCCUUCCAGGGGGUCUUCAUCUUCGUCUUUCACUGCGCCUUACAGAAGAAGGUGCAUAAGGAGUACAGCAAGUGCCUGCGACACUCCUACUGCUGCAUCCGCUCCCCGCCCGGGGGCGCUCAUGGCUCGCUUAAGACCUCAGCCAUGCGGAGCAACACCCGCUACUACACAGGGACCCAGAGCCGAAUCCGGAGGAUGUGGAAUGACACCGUGAGGAAACAGACAGAAUCUUCCUUCAUGGCGGGUGACAUCAACAGUACCCCUACCCUGAACCGAGGUACCAUGGGGAACCACCUGCUGACCAACCCCGUGCUUCAGCCUCGUGGCGGCACCAGCCCCUACAACACCCUCAUCGCCGAGUCAGUGGGCUUCAAUCCCUCCUCACCCCCUGUCUUCAACUCCCCAGGGAGCUACCGGGAACCCAAGCACCCCUUGGGAGGCCGGGAAGCCUGCGGCAUGGACACACUGCCCCUCAACGGCAACUUCAACAACAGUUACUCUUUGCGAAGUGGGGAUUUCCCUCCAGGGGAUGGGGCACCUGAGCCACCCCGAGGCCGGAACCUGGCAGAUGCUGCCGCCUUUGAGAAGAUGAUCAUCUCAGAGCUGGUGCACAACAACCUGCGGGGUGGCAGCAGCGGGGCCAAAGGCCCUCCACCGCCUGAGCCCCCGGUGCCACCUGUGCCGGGGGGUGGCAGUGAGGAAGAGGCUGGUGGGCCCGGGGGUGCUGACCGGGCCGAGAUUGAACUUCUCUACAAGGCCCUGGAGGAGCCACUGCUGCUGCCCCGGGCCCAGUCGGUGCUGUACCAGAGCGAUCUGGACGAGUCGGAGAGCUGCACAGCAGAGGACGGGGCCACCAGCCGGCCCCUCUCCUCCCCUCCGGGCCGGGACUCCCUCUAUGCCAGUGGGGCCAACCUUCGGGACUCGCCCUCCUACCCGGACAGCAGCCCUGAGGGGCCCAGUGAGGCCCUGCCCCCACCCCCGCCCGCGCCCCCUGUCCCCCCUGAAAUCUACUACACCUCGCGCCCACCAGCCUUGGUGGCCCGAAACCCCCUGCAGGGCUACUACCAGGUGCGGCGGCCCAGCCACGAAGGCUAUUUGGCAGCCCCAGGCCUUGAGGGGCCAGGGCCUGAUGGGGAUGGGCAGAUGCAGCUGGUCACCAGCCUCUGAGGGACCUCAUGGACCGGGGCUGGUAGCCCAGGCCAGGGAGGGAACCCUGAGUAGGGCUCUGAGGGGAUAGGGAGACUGAAGGAGGCAGUGGCUGGUGGGCCACUCUCCAGGCAUCCCUUGUCUGAGGGCCCUUGAGGCCUCUUGGGGGCCCUGCUGUGGGGACCUGAGGUGCAGGGUUCACAGACUGGGUUUCCCACCAGCCACACGCACCAGCUUACUUUGGGGGAAGUGCCAUGAGGAGGAACCCAGAGGUCCCAAGGGGAAUAAGGAAGGAGAAAUUGGAAGGGUACAUCUCACUCUUGACUUCCCCCUCCCCGCUGCUCUUCCUAUCUGCUGGAGAGAAAUGAGGGCUUUGGUGUCCCUGGACCAAAGGCCUUGCUAGAUGGAACUUAUCAAUCUGCACCUCUUUCUGUAGUCAGAAAUGCUGGGCUGCACCAGGAGGGAGCAAUGGGGGCAGAAGGACAGAUGGACAGGUUCCUCCUGCACUACAGUUCCCUGCUCCCUGGAGGCUGGGGCCUCUGGCCCAGGAGAUAAGCCCCAGGGCAAGAGGAAUGGGCCUUUGUGGCUGGUGGUGUAAAGGUUGAAUUUUCUCUGAAGCUCCUUCCCUCUGCUCUGAGUCCCUGCCUCCCCAGCAAACCUGUCCCCUUUGCCCUCCUCAAGUGCACCCACUGACCCCCUCCCUUGGGGUGACUCCUGAUGAAGCACAACUCCCUGAAGGGCCCCCAGCCCACAGGGGUGGCCAUAUUUGGGCAGUUCCAAUCCUGUGGGCUUGGCUAUCUGGGGAGCAGAUUUUGGGUCUGGAUCUUUUUUUUUUCCCUUCCUCUUUCCUCCUCUCCCAUUGCUGUAAAUAUUUCAAAGAAAUGGAAAAGACAAAAAAAAAAGAAAGAAAAUCUCAUCACUUGAAGCCACCAGGAGCCUGCGGCCCAGCCAGCCCGGGCUUUCUCCGGAGCAGAGCUAGACCGCUGGGCCUGGGCAGCCUGGACUUCUCCGUGUACGUGUGCAUCCCCAGCCAGGUGGGCGGCCACCAGAGCAGCUUUUUACAAUCCAGAGACAGAAAAAAAUCUAGAAGCAACAGCGAAACAAAGAACCUGUUUCCUUCCAGGCACCUAUUUCUGUUGCCUCCCUCCCUGCUCCGCCUGACCCUGGCAUCAGUCAGCCCUCCUGGGGCGUGUACCUCACUGCCUGCCCCAGGACCGGGGACCUGUCUACCCCUUCCCUCCCCACUGGCCCAGGGGAGGCACCCCUCACACCCAAAGAUGCUUUUGCCAAGAUGGCUGUGCUGUCCCUUCGAGUUCCUGCCUCUUGUACAUUGCUUCUGGAACUCUGGGCUGGGGAUGAGUGGCUCAUUUCCUGCCUAGAGAGGUUGAUGGGGGAGGAAAAUGAGGACAGCAGGGUUUGAUGUGACUGAGGAGGGAGGACCAGGGAUGAUGAGGUGGUCUUGUUUGGGUGGGAGUGGGGGUGGUAUAGGGUGCAAAGGUGAAAUAGCACCUUCCCUACCCUACACCCUCCAACAGAGGAGGCAAAGCAAGAUACCAGGGCCUCCAGUCAGGACACCCAUGUUCCGGGGCUCAACCCUAAACCUGUAGGCCCUAAAGAAGUGUCAGGCUUGGAAUGUCUCCUGAGUACCUCUUCUGGUCCCCUCUCUAGCCUGUCACCCUGGCCCUCCAGAACACACACACACACACACACACUCUGGGGGUAGCAUAGUCCCAUUGCCACACUAACACAGCCCCAUAAUUGCCAUUUCCUCAGGGGUGGCUCUCCACCUCUGCUCUGACCCCCUCCUUGUCUUUUUUGCCCCUUCCUCUUUUCUCACAAGUGCCAUGAGUUUUCAAACAUCUUUGGGUCUCAGUCUGCUGCUACCAUGAACUUUUUGGGUUAAGGGGAAGGGCUCUAGGGAGAAACUAGAGAAAAGGGACAGGUAGGUGGCUGGAGGGGCCCUUUUUGCUGCUAGAAAGCCCCUCCCUUCUGGGGAGCUGAGGCUGGCUUGUCCCCGUCAGGGGAGAAGGGGUCAAACCAAAGAUGGUGGUUUGUCCUGUGUGGGAGUACAAGUGUGGGGAGAAGGCAGUGUUGGGUUCCAUCUCUAGCUUUUCCUGGCAGGGAGGCUUAACCCUGUUUGCCAGAAGACCAUGGGUGAGUCUGGACCCAGAGAAGUAAGAGUGGGGAUGAUCUCGUCCAGAUGGCUCUGUGAGGAGGAUGGGAACCAGCUCUGUGCCCUGCCUUGGUUUCAAGAGGGGCAAUUAGAGGUCUGCAAAGAGCUGGUAGGAGACACAGAUAAAUGGAGGAGUUGGCCUGACACCAAGAGGACUGGAAAAGUUAGCAGGGUGGGAGUUUCCAGGGGAACUGGAGGCAUGCAAGGAGUCCUCCAUCCUCUCCCUGCCUAGCCCUCCUUUUAUCUCCAGACACGGACAAUCAAGGGGAGAGAGGGUAAGUGGGUCCCGUGGUUCCCAUUCCAGCCAGGUUCACCAAGGUGAAUUCCUAGGCCUCAAAGCUGUGUGGCAGGGCCCCCUGGUGGGGCUGAACACCACUGCAGCACAGUGCAGAACACCACCCAGAGCCCAGGUGUCCAUCCCCGCACCCCAACCAGACCUGGUGCCUUGACACCCCCACCCCAGCUGGGACAGUAUAGAGAAGAAAGGGUCUUGGUUUCCUCUCCUAUUUCCUUCCUUGGAUUCAUUUGCUUCUCAAUCUUGUUAAUUUUUAUCUGGGGUGGUUUUGUUUUGUGGGUGUGUUUUUUUCGUUUGUUUCCCUUGCCUUCCUUACUGUGUCUCCACCUCUUUCCUUUUUUUUUUUUUUUUUUUUUGCUGUCUCUAUGUUCCUCUUCUCUCAAUUUCUCUGUCCAUUCGGGCCUCCCCUCCUCCAUGCUCCCAGUCCCUCCUUGGUCUCCUUUUCGAUAUGCCAAACCAAUUUUGGGUCGAGUGCAUUUAACGAGAACAAAACAAAAGGCUCAUAACAACAAGAACGUUUCAGAAAAAAAGUUUUAAAAAAUUGUUGAGUCAAAAAAACAAUAAAGAAAAUAAGAAUUUCUUGGAA
Messenger RNA from Myotis davidii, 7461 nucleotides. RefSeq names its product adhesion G protein-coupled receptor L1 (gene ADGRL1). Bases 7 to 4428 code for a protein of 1473 amino acids. Gene Ontology annotation, biological process: heterophilic cell-cell adhesion; adenylate cyclase-activating G protein-coupled receptor signaling pathway; cell surface receptor signaling pathway. NCBI's taxonomy places the organism in Eukaryota, Metazoa, Chordata, Mammalia, Chiroptera, Vespertilionidae. The transcript has 23 exons. Gene Ontology annotation, molecular function: latrotoxin receptor activity; carbohydrate binding; G protein-coupled receptor activity. Gene Ontology annotation, cellular component: presynaptic membrane; postsynaptic density; axon. The record is from RefSeq and is a predicted model, not a curated record.